CAUGGGGGGUGCACUAUAAAUGCAGCCUGCCAGAGGGCCUGUGGCCUCAGAACCUAGGACUAGCCUGGUCCCCAAGAGGCUGUGCAAGCCUCACCAAGAUGAAGCUACCAGGCCAGGAGGAGUUUGACAUCUCCAAUGCUUGUGAAAAUGUGCCUGUAGGAGAGGUAGACAGUGGCUCUGGCUCUGGUUCCAGCCCUGAUGGCCCCUCAAACACAGACAGCAGGGAACUAGGGGUACCCAAGGACCCUCUGCUCUUCAUUCAGCUGAAUGAACUGCUGGGCUGGCCCCAGGCACUGGAGUGGAGAGAGACAGGCAGGUGGGUGAUGUUUGAGGAGAAGCUGGAGGUGGGUGCAGGCCGGUGGAGUGCCCCCCACGUGCCCACCCUGGCACUGCCCAGCCUCCAUAAGCUCCGCAGUCUAUUGGCCGAGGGCCUUGUCCUGCUGGACUGUCCAGCUCAGAGCCUCCUAGAGCUCGUGGAGCAGGUGACCAGAGUGGAGCUGAGCCAGGAGCUGGGAGAGCAGCUGCAGGCCUUGUUGCUGCAGAGACCCCAGCACCUCAUCCAGACCACAAGAACCAGGCCUUGUUGGGGGUCUGCCCAUCCAAGAGAGGCUUCUCAUGAUGAGGAAGCCCCACUGAAGGAGCAGCAUCAGAACCCCCUGACACAGAAGCUGCCUCCAGGGGCUGAGGCAGCAGCUGUGCUGGUAGGAGAGCUGGGCUUCCUGGCACAGCCCCUGGGUGCCUUUGUGCGACUGCGGGAUCCAGUAGUGCUGGGGCCCCUUACUGAGGUGCCUCUCCCCAGCAGAUUUUUCUGCCUCCUCCUCGGUCCCCCCGCACUGGGAAGAGGCUACCAUGAGAUGGGACGGGCAGUGGCUGUCCUCCUCAGUGACCCGCAAUUCCAGUGGUCAGUUCGUCGGGCCAGCAACCUUCAUGACCUUCUGGCAGCCCUGGAUGCCUUCCUAGAGGAGGUGACAGUGCUCCCUCCAGGUCGGUGGGACCCGACAGCCCGGAUUCCCCCGCCUAAAUGUCUGCCCUCUCAGCACAAAAGGCUCUCCUCGCACCUGCGGGAGGUCGGAGGCUCCUUUGGUCGGCGUAGGGCCCCGGCUGAGGACAGGCACAGCCACCGGCUGCACGCACCCAGCCCGGAGUUGCAGCGGACGGGCAGGCUGUUUGGGGGCCUUGUCCAGGACGUGCGCCGGAAGGCCUCGUGGUACCCCAGCGACUUCUUGGACGCCCUGCACCCUCAGUGCUUCUCGGCCGUGCUGUACAUCUAUCUGGCCACCGUCACUAACGCCAUCACUUUCGGAGGUCUGCUGGGAGAAGCCACCAACGGUGCUCAGGGGGUGCUGGAAAGUUUCCUGGGCACGGCAGUGGCUGGAGCUGCCUUCUGCCUGAUGGCAGGCCAGCCCCUCACCAUCCUCAGCAGCACUGGGCCAGUGCUGGUCUUUGAACGCCUGCUCUUCUCUUUCAGCAGAGAUUACAGCUUGGACUACCUGCCCUUCCGCCUGUGGGUGGGCAUCUGGGUGGCCACCUUUUGCCUGGUGCUGGUGGCCACAGAGGCCAGCGUGCUGGUGCGCUACUUUACCCGCUUCACCGAGGAAGGUUUCUGUGCGCUCAUCAGCCUCAUCUUCAUCUACGAUGCCGUAGGCAAAAUGCUGAGCUUGACCCGUGCCUAUCCCAUCCAGAGGCCUGGCUCUCUCACCUAUGGCUGCCUCUGCCAGUUCCCAGACCCUGGAGGAAAUGAGUCUCAGUGGACAAGGACAAAACUGAAAGACAGAGAUGACAUCUUAAGCGUGGACCUAGGCCUGGUCAAUGCAUCCUUGCUGCCCCCACCCGAGUGUGCCCAGCGGGGAGGCCGCCCUCGUGGCCCUAGCUGUCAUACCGUCCCGGACAUCGCCUUCUUCUCCCUCCUCCUCUUCCUUACCUCCUUCCUCUUUGCCACGGCCCUCAAGUAUGUAAAGACCAGCCGCUUUUUCCCCUCUGUGGUGCGCAAGGUGCUUGGCGAUUUCUCCUCAGUCCUGGCCAUCCUGCUGGGCUGUGGCCUCGAUGCCUUCCUGGGCCUAGCUACGCCGAAGCUCAUGGUGCCCAGAGAGUUCAAGCCCACACUCCCUGGGCGUGGCUGGUUGGUGUCACCUUUUGGAGCCAACCCCUGGUGGCUGAGUGUGGCAGCUGCCCUGCCUGCCCUGCUGCUUUCAAUCCUCAUCUUCAUGGACCAGCAGAUCACAGCGGUCAUCCUCAACCGGGCCGAAUAUAGACUGCGGAAGGGAGCUGGCUUCCACCUGGACCUCUUCUGUGUGGCUGUGCUGAUGCUGCUCACAUCAGUGCUUGGGCUGCCCUGGUAUGUCUCAGCCACUGUCAUCUCCCUGGCCCACAUGGACAGUCUUCGGAGAGAGAGCAGAGCUUGUGCCCCAGGGGAGCCCCCCAGCUUCCUGGGCAUCAGGGAGCAGAGGCUGACAGGCCUGGUGGUGUUCAUCCUCACAGGAAUCUCCAUCUUCCUGGCACCUGUUCUCAAGUUCAUCCCGAUGCCCGUGCUCUAUGGCAUCUUCCUGUACAUGGGGGUCGCAGCAAUUAGCAGCAUACAGUUCAUGAAGAGGGUGCAGCUACUAUUGAUGCCAGCAAAAUACCAGCCAGACCUCCUUCUCUUGCGGCAUGUGCCUCUGAACAGGGUCCACCUCUUCACAGCCAUCCAGCUUGCCUGCCUGGGUCUGCUCUGGAUAAUCAAGUCUACCCCUGCAGCCAUCAUCUUCCCCCUCAUGUUGCUGGGCCUCGUGGGGGUGCGAAAGACACUGGAGUGGGUCUUCUCACCACAAGAACUCCUCUGGCUGGAUGAGCUGAUGCCCGAGAAGGAGAGGAACAUCCCUGAGAAGGGGCUGGAGCCAGAGUACUCAUUCAGCAGAAGCGACAGUGAAGAUUCGGAGCUGAUGUAUCAGCCGAAGGCUCCAGAAAUCAACAUCUCUGUGAAUUAGCUGGAGUAGGAGUCUGAGGGUGGAGACUCCAGGAAACACAGCAUGAGUUCACAGGUGUUUACUCAGGAAGUCAGGACAUUGUUGGCCUUUGGCUUAACUGUCAGAUGCUCAGUCGGCUGGGAACCUGGAACAAUGGGGCAAGACUGGAAGGCAGCUGGCCAAGACCUCAGUCACCCUCUUGAGCCGGGGGUGGAGAGUGGCAGGGAACAAGUAGGUCUGCUUUGUGGUUAGGAAAGGCUAGUAAGCCAGAGGGACUGACCAGGCCCCGUUCACUCUCUGCCCCAUUAAAGAGACCUGAGACCAGAAGCCCUUCUCAUUUUGAACUUUCUGUCCUCACAAAUUCUCUUUUACAGAAUUGGGGUGGGGGGGGUGGUGUCAUCAGGGAACUCUUUUUGGCUUGCAAAAGGGAGAAAAAGUCUCUCUUUCCAGAAUAAGUAUUCCUCCAUUUGAAACAGUUUUUUACACAUAAAAAUAAUCUUUAU
Molecule: messenger RNA, 3445 nt
Organism: Ceratotherium simum simum (southern white rhinoceros)
Lineage: Eukaryota; Metazoa; Chordata; Mammalia; Perissodactyla; Rhinocerotidae
Source: RefSeq, a predicted model, not a curated record